GGCGGCGCCGAGGGCGCGGCGCGGGGCAGCGCUGAAAGUUGGGCGGCCCGCGGGGAGCGGCGCGGGACGGCCCGGAGACCGCGAGACCCGGGGACCGACGGACAGACCCACAGGCAGCCGGGGAGGGGGGGCGGGGCCGGCCCACCGAGUUCGCGGGGAGUGGGCGCCGGGACACCCUUCUCCCCGCCCGGGACGCCGCCCGCCCGACUGCGCCUGGGAUGUAGCGCCCGUUCGCCGCCUCCCGGAGACUCGUCGGACCCUGCGCCCCGCGGCCCUGCGUCUUCCCAGGUGACCACGCCGGCUUCAGGACAUGCACGGGCACAGCCGCAACGGGCAGGCCCACGUGCCCCGGCGGAAACGCCGCAACCGCUUCGUCAAGAAGAACGGCCAAUGCAACGUCUACUUCGCCAACCUGAGCAACAAGUCGCAGCGCUACAUGGCGGACAUCUUCACCACCUGCGUGGACACACGCUGGCGCUACAUGCUGAUGAUCUUUUCCGCGGCCUUCCUUGUCUCCUGGCUCUUUUUCGGCCUCCUCUUCUGGUGCAUCGCCUUCUUCCACGGUGACCUGGAGGCCGGCCCGGCGGGGGCCGCGGCGGGGGCCCCGGUGGCGGGAGGCGGCGGGGCGGCCCCGGCGGCCGCCAAGCCCUGCAUCAUGCAUGUGAACGGCUUCCUGGGUGCCUUCCUGUUCUCCGUGGAGACGCAGACUACCAUCGGCUAUGGGUUCCGAUGCGUGACGGAGGAGUGCCCGCUGGCGGUCAUCGCCGUGGUGGUCCAGUCCAUCGUGGGCUGCGUCAUCGACUCCUUCAUGAUCGGCACCAUCAUGGCCAAGAUGGCCCGGCCCAAGAAGCGGGCGCAGACGCUGCUGUUCAGCCACCACGCGGUCAUCUCGGUGCGCGACGGCAAGCUCUGCCUGAUGUGGCGCGUGGGCAACCUGCGCAAGAGCCACAUCGUGGAGGCCCACGUGCGGGCCCAGCUCAUCAAGCCCUACAUGACCCAGGAGGGCGAGUACCUGCCGCUGGACCAGCGGGACCUCAACGUGGGCUACGACAUCGGCCUGGACCGCAUCUUCCUGGUGUCGCCCAUCAUCAUCGUCCACGAGAUCGACGAGGACAGCCCGCUCUACGGCAUGGGCAAGGAGGAGCUGGAGUCGGAGGACUUUGAGAUCGUGGUCAUCCUGGAGGGCAUGGUGGAGGCCACGGCCAUGACCACCCAGGCCCGCAGCUCCUACCUGGCCAGCGAGAUCCUAUGGGGUCACCGCUUCGAGCCCGUGGUCUUUGAGGAGAAGAGCCACUACAAGGUGGACUACUCGCGCUUCCACAAGACCUACGAGGUGGCCGGCACGCCCUGCUGCUCCGCCCGGGAGCUGCAGGAGAGUAAGAUCACCGUGCUGCCCGCCCCACCGCCCCCGCCCAGUGCCUUCUGCUAUGAGAAUGAGCUGGCCCUCAUGAGCCAGGAGGAAGAGGAGAUGGAGGAGGAGGCUGCGGCCGCUGCCGCCGUGGCCGCGGGCCUGGGCCUGGAGGCAGGCUCCAAGGAGGAGGCGGGCAUCAUCCGGAUGCUGGAGUUUGGCAGCCACCUGGAUCUGGAGCGCAUGCAAGCCACCCUCCCGCUGGACAACAUCUCCUACCGCAGGGAGUCCGCCAUCUGACCUCCAGGCCCGCCCUCUCGCUUCCCACCAGAGCCUCUUCCGGGGGUGGGCUGCCAGGACACCUCCACCGCACUCAGGACACAGUGGCUCACCCUGGCUCCAUGGACCUUCUGGAGAGAGCUGGGGGCUUCAGAGACUGGGAGGCCCCUUCCUACUGACUCCAGAACCCAGGCCUGGGAAAGGGCCAGGAGACCCUCGGUCUGGUCAGCCUGGGUUCUCCAGCACCUACCCACUGGCGGCUCAGGAACCCCAGACCCACCACCCUUUCCCCACCGACCCUUCAAGGACAUUCCCCCUUUGCUCUCAGAACCUUGGGGAAGGCGGCUGGACUGUCGGGGGGUGGGCAUCUGGGGGUUCCGGGGUGGGCCGGUGGUUAGUUUGAGGGGGUGGGAGGGGUGUGCGUUUCUUUUGCAUGACUGUGGUCUGUUGCUCAUGACUUUCUUUCGUAAAUAUCUAUAAAUGGAGAGAUGGAGGUACCA
This is a messenger RNA of Aethalodelphis obliquidens (Pacific white-sided dolphin), 2127 nucleotides long. RefSeq names its product potassium inwardly rectifying channel subfamily J member 4 (gene KCNJ4). The record is from RefSeq and is a predicted model, not a curated record. Gene Ontology annotation, biological process: regulation of monoatomic ion transmembrane transport; potassium ion import across plasma membrane. The transcript has 2 exons. Bases 311 to 1648 code for a protein of 445 amino acids. Lineage: Eukaryota; Metazoa; Chordata; Mammalia; Artiodactyla; Delphinidae. Gene Ontology annotation, molecular function: inward rectifier potassium channel activity. Gene Ontology annotation, cellular component: plasma membrane.